Messenger RNA from Porites evermanni, 18181 nucleotides. The record is from the annotation of a GenBank genome assembly. Lineage: Eukaryota; Metazoa; Cnidaria; Anthozoa; Scleractinia; Poritidae.
AUCAGAGAAGACGUAAUAGACUGCCACAUCACCCAUCUUUUCUUUGCAGACAUAAACUUGCACAAACUUUUCCCAUUGCAUUUUAGCACCAAAAUGUCUUCCUGGUUAAGCAGUAAUCUGACAGGCAGUUUAUCUAGUAUUUCUAAUUUAACUGGACAGAUUUCGUCAUUUACCCGCGAAAUCUUGACGGAGGGAGCAGAAGAAGUAUCUGGUAAGAUUUAUCAUUAACCUUCCCUGUAGUUAGGUUUACUGUGUUUUAUUUUUGAUUACAGAGCUUGUUUGGUACUGUUGUGUUUAGCAAAUGAACCUGAAAUUCAUCAAAGCAAGAAAUCUGAUGAUAUUCCCGUGCAAAUUAAAUAAUACAAGCUGAAGAUAAAAUUAUUGUCAUUGUAAAUACAUUACUAUUGUCCUUCGUAGAUUUUAGUUACAUAGCAGGGAAACAGCUGAUUGCUCACUCUCAUAUAGGUUAAGAUUAAUAACAGCUGUAAGCUUUUUGUGUGUUUUUCUAUACAGACCCCUCAGCAGAACUUCAAGUUGCACAAGCCCGGAUUAAAGAACUUGAAGCACAUCUAUUAACACAAAAGGCUGAGGUAAUACUUGAACCCAAGGGGUGUCACCCAAGUGCUUAAAGAGAGUAUUUGUUCCUUUCAAUAAAGGCUGCUACUUUUCUUCAUGUGCCAUGGCCAGUGUAAAUUAAUGAUUCCUUGUGCAUAUUUUUGUCAAAAUUUUGUGCUGCAUGAUCACAUAGCGAGGCAGAAACACGAGUUAACUCUAUUUCUAUAUAUCUGUUGGUGUCUGCAAUGACAUUAUCAACCGACAAACUUGGUCUGUUGUUUUUGUGGCCUUUGUGAUAAUCAAGAAUGCUUUUGGUGAUCAAUUUCCACGACAGAAGUUAUUUGCAGAGAAAAUUGACACAUUAAACCAUCUUUGAAGUAGGAGCAAUAAUCAAGAUUAAAGAACCUGGGUGAUUUCAGAAAAUAUCCAUACCAUACCAUGGACGGCCUCCACAUUUUAACUCCCCCCUGCUUUUGUACUUUCCAAAAAGCAUUCUUCUCCCAUGUCCUCAGAUAAUCGUUACCCCCUUCUCCUGUUCAGAUUUUCCGCCUUUUUGUCAAACCCUUUGGAAUUACCAGCAGUUUUUUGUAAAUAAGGCUUCUACAAUUUGGCUUAUUUUGCACCAAAUUAUUUCUAAAGACUAUUUUUGUUCAGUAUGGCUGAUUACAGAGGGAGAUUACAUGUAUGUCUCCAGAAAUUCUGGUAAGAAUGAAAAUGAAGUCGUUAAUGCUGUUCAACAGAUGAAACCUACUACUUUAACUUUAAAUUGCCCCAAACUGUUACAGAACAUUGAGAUAGGAAUGUCUUGUGUAAAAUGUGUUUUCACUCUGAAGAUAUUGCGUUGAGUGUAUUUUCAUUUCUACCAUCUUGAAUUUGAGUCUUAAGGGUCAGCAGUCACUCCCAAUCCUACGAGAGCUUCAAAAACGGCAUCCUCAGUCAAAAGGCCAUGUUCGCUCUGAAUGGAGAUUUUUAAUGGAGCUUGACGUACAACGCAUGUUUUUUGCUUUGCAAUACACAUUUAAGAAUAAAACAGGACAAUAUAAAAAGAAAAAGAAGGCGAAGAAAAUAAAGAAAGUGGUAGGGUCUUUAUGGCAGGAUUGUGGUAUCACCCAUCCAGUGCCUAAACUUAUCUAACACGGCAUAGCUUGAGUGGGGCUAUUAAAACUGGGUUUUAUGAGACACAUACAUUGUCCAUGUAUUUCUAAUUUAAUUUACUGACGUUAUUUCCAGAGUUGAAGGUACAUCGCUGUACAUGUACAUGUACUGCUCUAUGCUCAAGGAAGGUGUUGAGAACCUGGAAGUUGUAGUGACCAGAUUUAUUUUCACUUUCUUUUAGGUGGUCAAAAUUAUAUUACACUGUGUUUCAUUAUUAUAAGUGUCACUAGCUGUACUAUAAACAGGGUUCGUACAGGUCAUGGAAGACCUGGAAAGUCAUAGAAUUUAAGCAUAGUAUUUCCCAGGCCUAGAAAAUCAUGGAAUUUAAUAAUUAAAUUCCAUGUUGGCCCUGGAAAGUCAUGGAAAAUUGAAGUUUUGUUUGAUAGAUAAGUAAAGCAGAUGACGAGGCAAGGACAUUGUAGGAUAAAGGGAGGUAAUCAGCCAGCACAAACGGCUCACAUUUUAGGGACACCAACGUUUGUGUCUGUUGAACUGUUCAAGGUCCAAAAAUACCUUACAACAUGGAAAGUUUUUAAAAUUUUUGUAAGUGAGAGCUAAACCUAAGGUCUUGGAAAACUUAAAAAGCUCAUGGAAUUUGAAGAGCUUAAAAGAGUAUGAACCUUGUAUAAAGAUUUAUUUGUGUAAGUGGCACUCUUACAUCUACAGUGUUCAUACUUGCCAAACUUCAAACUGUGCACUACGCGUAAUAUGACUCUUCCUGUUCUGUAUGAAAGUUACAUAUAUUUAGCAAAAUGUUGACAAAUUGUAGUAUUUGUAAAUUCCUUUUACAUGUGCGAUGUCAACAUUUUCAUUAUGGUACUGGGUCUGGUCAUAUUCAUGUAGGAUGUUAAGAAAACAGUUGCUGUUAACUCAAAGCAGUGGUAUGCCUUUUCCUUUUGGUUCUAAUAAUAAAGCUUGUUCUUAAUUUCUUAGUAUGAAAGAGUGAGGCAAAAUAGUGAGGAGCUCCAUGUGAGACUAGAAGCUUCAGAACUUCAGGUCAAUAAUUUAUCCAAAGAGUACAGGACACAACUCCACAACAAAGAGGUAACCUUUGAAGCCAAGUGUCAUCAUUGGUGCAGCAUGGUACAGCUGCACAUGCCAUAACUAAUAUGAUAUAACUGAGAUAAUAAUAUUUGUUUUUAGUUUGUCGGGUUUACAUUUGUACAUAUUUAUGUAUUACCGGUAUGUAGACAUCAGAGAGUCAAAGUUCAUGUAGAAAAACUUGAUAUCAACCUUCUAUAUGUACUGUGCACAGUAUGUGUCAUUAUUUUCAAAGAAAAAUUGAUUCUAUCAUUGUUAUGAAAUUUAGAAUUGUAACAUAUUAUUUAAAUUGUCACAUAUAUAAGCAGAAGGAAAUGGAACAUUGAAUUAAGUUGGUGAAGACAUGAGAGUCAUGCUGAAAUAUGUCUUUAAAAAGUGGGAUGGUGUGUUUUGAAGUUAUUUCUAGAUUAUGAUCUUUUUUCUCUGAUAUUUAUUUUUUUGUUAUUUGAGUAGCAGGAACUGGUAAAACUGCGGGAGCUCAGCAAAAGUCAAGAGGAACAUGCCCAUAGUUUUGGAAGAAGAGAACGACAUGAUUCUAGUGAAAGUAUUGAAGACUCCUUGGAGGCUAAACGGCUGCGCAGUGAAAUUUCAAAACUUCAAGCUGAAUGUCAGCAUUGGAAAUCCAUAGCACAUGGGGCAGUGAGUAUACUAGUUUGCAGGGCACAUAGCUCAAUAUCAGUGUACGGUCAAACCCUGCUUUAUCGACACCCGCUUACAUGGACAGUUUACCUUGUCCUAGCCUUUACAUUUUCUCUAAAUUCAACCCACUUAAUACCGACACCCAGUUAAUACGAAGACUUUCUGUGGCCCCCUUAGUGUCCCUGUUAAUGGGGUUUGACUGUAGCUUUACACACACUUGAAUCUACACUGACACAUAAUGGGGACUGUCAGGACAGCAUUUAGUGCAGGCUUAUAUGCAGAGGUUGUCAGUGUGUCAUUUGAUCUUUUCACAAAAGAAUAAGAUGUUAAUGUUUUUAGCUACCAAAUAAUGAUUCCUAUUGUCCAGAGCACCUAAUAUUGCAUUUUCUAUAAAGACAUCAUCCUUUGUUAGAGGUUAUUUUAAGUGGAUGUUUUGUGGGGUUUUGAAAGUGAAGUGUUUGUGUUUGUUAUUGUGUGCAGGUGGCCAUUACAUGCUACUACAGCAAAAUUAAUGUACACUCUAUGUUUACAUUGCAUAUCAUUGUGGUGGCCAUUUUGUACUAUAUGUAGUAUCUGCAAGAAAAUGGAAUUUCCGGCAUUUGAGUGGAUACGAAUUAGCUGGAAAUGAAAUAUUUCUGCAGCACGGGAGCGUUGGGGACUGGGGCGGUUUCAGUUGAAGUACAGUAUGGAUAGAAUGGAGUGCUAUAAAAGGGAUGCUUAUCACGUGGGAAAGAGUCCUAGGCCUGCACCCAGGGUUUUCAUUAAGAAUUCUUGUUGUAGGAGAAAGAUGUAACAUUACAGGAGAAUAUUUUGAAAGAGGCUCCAUGUCUGAAUAAAAAAUAGUCAUAAGCUACGGAACAUUAGCCGGAGAAUUCAGUGUAAUAACCGGAGAACUCUCCAAUCUCCAAUGUCUAACGAACACCCUGGACACCUUGUGGAGCCCAAGUUUUUUAUUUAUUUAUUUAUUUAUUAUAUAUUUGGUUUAUUAAGUGACAGGUUGAGUUUCGUGACUAUUUUAGCUUGUUUUCAUUUUUUUUGUUUGUUUUCAAAUAAUUAUUUUGUAUUUAAUGUGCUUUUUGGGAAUACAUGCCCGGUAAAUAUGGGCAGAGACCUUUGAGCUAUGUAGCCUUCGUAGGAUAGGCUUUUUGGAGCAUGAGCCAUGGAUCAUACCCAGAUAUCCUGCCAUGUUUUUUCUCCAUUGGGUUUUUUUCCAGCAGGUUUUUCUGGCCUCUGUUCUGACAGUAUUCUUUGUAAACUGUCGCUCAGCUCUGUUCUAAAUGUAGUUUAUAUACCGCGUGUUUGGUUGUAAUAGAAGUUGUAGCAUAACAUAUCUCUCAGUGCUUGGCUGAAACAACCAAAAUAAACCUAAUAGUUUUUUAUUAGGUUGUACUGUGUAGUGGAGUUGAAAUAGUGCUGUACAUGCACAUCACUUUCUUGUUUUUUUUUUUUUUAACACUAGAAUAAAUUAUUAAUUCUUGUAGGACAAUCAGGAUAAACUGCACAGAGAAACUGACCAGUAUCAGCAUGAAUUGACUGCUUUACAGAGCAGCUACUCGCAAAAGAUCUCAGCUCUUAACAAGAAACAUAAACAGGAAUUGCAGAAAUGGCAGGCUGAGAAAGAGGAAUAUGUUCAGAAAAUUGAAGAGUUAGAGGAACAGCUCCUUAAUCCUCAGCAAAAAGGUACAUUAUCUUUUUAUCUUGUCACGUUCACCUAAAAUUGCCAAUGCAUUUUUUAUUCCACUGUCACAGAAACCUUUUUGAUAUUUGUAAUCUGCAUGGCUGCCAUAAAGUGCUAAAUGUAUGUGAACACAUCGGUCGUAAUAAAAUAAAUAUAGCACCUAUAGUUUUCAGUGCUAAGCAGUUGUACAUAUGUACUUGAGACAAACAAAAUUAAAUAAAUAAUCAGUCUAUUGUGUGUGGCACAAAAUUUUUGCUUUUUUGCAAUUUUUCCAGUGAUCUGCCAAAAUAAGUUCCCACAAAGAAAAAUUACCACAAACAUUUUCCCACAAUAAUUUACUCCGGAGUAAAUAUCCUCUGACUUAAAUUCGCUAACCAAAAAUACAGAAAUCGUGUCUGUUCAAUUACAACCUGUCUCUUUCGUUCAGAAACAAAGAGGUAUACAAGGAAACAAAUACUGAUUUUACAUAGGGUAUACAUACUGUAGUAUUGUUUGAAAAUAUCUAUCAAUGCUGGAUACUGAGUACUGGGUACUUUCUCAAAAUCACAAAAAUUAAUUCCCAGCAGGAAAAAGUCAAUCUGUCCUAAUCGCAAAAAUUAGUUUUUGCAGUUGUGAAAAGAAAAGCCUGAAAAAGCCUGAAUUUUUUCAGGCUUUUUUUUUCGCAACAGUAAAUGUUGUGUCUAUAACUGGGAUGAUCUUCUUUUAUAUAAUUCUUCACCCCGCAGUUCUCAUAUAUAAUUUUCAUAUAUUCAAAACUUCAUAAAUACAUCUUUCAACAAGUCAUUGUGAAAUGAAAUGAUUUUUGUCUUCUCUACCUCUUCCUAAAUGUUAUGAUCCAAUCUGAUUUUAAAAGGAUUUGUAUGGAGUCAUAUGAGAAUAACAGUGCUUAUAUCUCCCACCAAUUAUCCAUAACAGGCUGGUUUUUGGCAAGGGGUCUUUUUUCAUCUAGUUCUUUCUGAAUACGCCAACCAAUCCCAUGAUUUCCCAAAUUUGAAUGUUUGUGAUGUCACACUUGUCCUCUCCAUUAAGGAGGGGGAUUGACUGGAAGUGAACUGGCAAUUAUUGUGGACAAAUUAAAUAUUUUCCUUGAGCUCUGUAAUCAUGUCCAUGUGUACUACAUUUUGGCCCAACAAUGAAAUGUUCCAUUAUUCACCUGUGACCCAUGAGUGACCAACAGAAAUUAGUUCAGUGCAGUACUUGCAACUCGAAUCUUAAAUCUUGGUGCUGGGCAACCUUGACUCUGUGAUUAUGGUUUGUUGACAUAAGUUUGCCUUUAGAUGACAUGAUCAAAGGCUUGAAGAAUGGGCUUGUAAUUUUUUUUCCCUACCUAUAGAUGAAGAUGUUGUAAACCAUGUUGAGAUGAAUGCUGGCCAAACUCAUGAGUCCACUGCUGUUACAACAUCUUUGAAGAACCAGUUAGCAGCUGCAGAGAAAUCCAUGGCACAGCUGAAGAAACAGGCAGAUAUUCAGGAGGACAAAAUAAAUGCAUUGAAUGCUGAGCUUCAAGAAAAGAAUGCAGUUAUCACUGCAAUGCAAAAGGAUUUAGAGAAUGCCCAAGCAAAUCUUGAGGAAUCAACCAAAACACAUAAACAAGUUGUGUCUGCUUCUGAAAGUAAGUUGAAUGAAAGCACAAGACAGCUGGAAAUACUUCAAAGUCAGCUAGAGGAUCAAAACAAAGAACUGAGUGUGCUGAAGACUGACUAUGAGUGCUUAAGCACUUUAGAGGAACAGUUUCACAUAGUAGCUACAGAAAAUGCUGAGUUAAAGGAACAUCUAAGUUGUGCCCAAUCAGAGGAAAGAAGGUUGCAUCGCUGUGUUGAGGAAGUAAAGUCUGAACUUGAACAGUUGAGCUGUUCAACCAUGGAUUUAAUGGAAGAGUUACAAAUAUCACAGGGUCUCCAAAAAGAGCAGAAAAUUGAAAUGGAGAGUUUAAAGAAGGUGAAAUACAUCAAAGGAGAAGCAAAGGAGGAGAUGAGCAAGCUUAGGGGUGCUUUGGCAGGUUGGUGAAUGAUCAAAUGAUCACCUCUUAUUUACUGCUAUCCUUAGAUUAAUAAUUAUUAUCAAAGUAGUUGUUAUCUUAUGUUAAUUUCUCAUGAACACUGGCAGAGAUCCAUAUUCGCAGUCAUCCCAGAUGACUACAACCCCACUCGGACGAUUAAGAUAACUCCGUAAGUCGUCCUUUGGACGUGUGAGGUUUGGCUCAACCACAAAAUCUUUCAAAAAAUUAAUUCUUAUAUGAUUUUAUCAUGUACAUUUUACCUACGUUCUGAUUACUUCUCAUCCACUUAAGACUUUUAAAAUAAUGGGCCAUGUGCAGAAAACAUGACAGUACUCAUCAAGGUGUGGUGUUUUUUAAAAGGUGUUUCACUGCCUCCAGCAAAAAAACAAACAAUCAGACAAAACAAACAAAAAAGUGAAGCAGGUGCCUCUGCCUUUUACGAGGAAAAACGCAAGACCUAGCUCCUUCUUGCCUUCAUAGCAAACUAACAGACAGUGGCUUGUCUUGGUGCCCAAACAGAAUGCAUCCUAGUCAUCAACUGACAUCACUGGGAGUCUCAGUCUACAUCCUUAACAGCUAUAUCAGCUGGCAAAAUGCUUAGCGAGUUCAGUCAAAAAGCUUCCAGAACAAUGUUUGCAACGUUUGCAGAGGGCUGCAUUCUUUUUAUAAUCCUGCACUUUUCUGGGCAAACCAAAUUGUAACCAGGCAAGUAUGCCAUUAUGCUUACUUGUCUGGCUGACAACGCUGAUAAAAAAUGAAUAUGGAUCCUUGACAUUGGGGACUUUUAAAAAAGUUUAUGACAAAUGCAUUAAAAACUCACAUUGAAAUACUUUUGCUUUUCAGCUUUGUGGGAACGUCAUUUAUGCCUGGUUCAGCUAUACCAGCAGGUCAGACAAGAGUUGCACAACAGUAACGCCAGGCUUGUAGCCAUGUUCCAGUCUCGACAUGUAAUGCAUUUCGUGACAGGUUGCUGUGCAGGGUGACAUGGCAAAGGAAGCUUAGCUGCUGCCAUGCUCAUCUGUUGUGGGAAUUGUGUAAUAAUAACAUUUUUAAUAGCUAAUGGAUAAGUGCAGUCAUAAUCUCAAAGAUUGCUAUUUCUGCCUUUUAUACAUACAAACAGUGUUAUAAGUGUCCUGUCACAAAAUAAAUAGCACCAUAUUGUAUGGUUCUUCAGAUCUUAUGAAAACUUUAUCAAAUGGAAAUUUAAUUAUUCAUUUGAAGCAAUUCAUACUUCAAAAUGUCCUUAGCUCAACCAAUGUUAAUUUCCUUUUUCUUCAUUUAUCUUUUCCUUAGCAAAUUCAGGGUAUAAAGGGAUGUUUCGUCUAGCAAAUAGCACUUGUCCUCUGUCGAGUUGUAUUUUGCUAUUCUUGCUAUGUUUUUAGGCAGACGUUUGGCAAUUUUUUUCUUUGCAAAACGUGAAAUUUUCUACAAUUUUCCCCAGCUCUACAAAAUACAGCCUCGUCCCCAGAGCUUCUUGGUUGCUAUUACUUUUUCUGGCAAUAGCCUGUACUAAUUGAUGUCAUCUUAUCAGAUAUUGAAAUGACUGCUAAAUUUGGCAAACACUAGCUAGUUAUCAAGAAUUAGCUGGGGGAUUUGAGCCAAUCAGAAAUGGAGAAAUAUGUUAAGUGAAUUAUACUCAUCUUUAUUUUUUUGAAUGGUUAAGUUUUAUAAUACGGAACCCAUCAAAGAUGUUGAAAAAAUGUGAAACCUGUCCAAGUCGUAUGACAACAGAAGCAAAAAUUAAUCUUUCCUGUUAUUUUGAUUCAAGCUAGGGAGAUCUGCACAUUUACGGAAGGAAUAAGAUGUAAUCAUAAGCCAUCAAAAGCAGUUUGAAGCCAUUAUACUUAGGCACAGAAUUUAACAAUGUUUUGUCCAAGUUGGCUUUAGCUAACAUGUACAAGUUAGUAAUGCUAGCGGGCUAUUUCACCAGGCUUCCCAUGGCUAAUGUUACCUUGCACAGCUACCUAAACUGGUCAUACGUGUUUUUAAACUUGUUGUGUGUUACAAACUUUAAAUUUGCAAUGUGUACUAGUGUUUUAUGUAUGUAGUCUAAAUAUGCACAUGCCACUUGCAUUUAGUAAAGUUAAGUUAAAGUUAAAAACCCACUCAAAAACUCAUGCUUUAGUCGGGACACCUUUGGGAGUCUCAAAAUUUGACUUUUCCGGCAAUUUUGUGUCCAGGAAUUCAGCACAGAUACAAAACUUCACGAGGUGGCACUGCAGAGGGGUAAACUUGGUAGACUGUAGUGUGUUAUGUAUUGAGCGGAAUUCUAAAAGAGCGCUUUUGUGAAAAGAUAUGAGGUUAUUUCAGGGAUGGCAGAUUUUGCUCAUUUAAACGAUUAUAUCUUGCUGGCACUCCUUAAAUUGCAAAAUCUGCUCAAUACAUAACAAACUAGAGUUUUUGACCGAUCAUUUAUUAGUAAAAUCACAGAGUGCUGUCUUCCAUUAUUUCCGCAAACUUGGACACAAAAUCACGAUUUCCCCUUUUUGGUACAACUGUGGCUUAAAGCAUCGCUGUAAAGCACAGUCUACCAAAUAAUAACCAACGCUCCUAAACUUCUAUCAUUUCACAGUGUCUCUGUAAAAUUUUAUCUAAAUCGCCUCUAAAACAGCCGAGAUAUAAGCGUUUUUUAAAAGAUGUAACCCAAGCAAAAUUUUGCCUUAUAAAUUUAUUCAUAGAUGGGUGUUCCCCGCGGCCUUAAAAUCCCGGUUUUAAGCUUCCCUCCUUAGUUAUAGGCUCAUCUGUAUAAAUCUAUCUACAUGUUCCGGUUACAGUUAAGUUAGUUUUUAAACUGUUUCCUUAUCAGCUUGUGUAUUCCGUUUAUAAGCCGUCCCCCUGAUAUAAUCCCCACCCCCGCCCCCCUCGAUGUAAGCCCAUCAAUCCCCUUGUUAUGCAAGCCCAGGGCUUAUGACCAGAAAUUUGUGUCGAAUUCUGGUAGAUAUGUUGGAGCACUGUAAACUUACGUCUUUCGUCACAGCCCAUUUGUCUUUUGUGUCUCAGAUAAUUUCAAUGGUUUCCUUUGAUUUUCACAGCUUAGUACCAGUGCGGCACGUGAAGACUUACAAGAACUUCAGCAACGACUGAGUAAACGAAGUCAGGCGAAAUUAGAUCAUGUGAUGGAAGAAAAAGAUGCCUUGAUUGGAAGAUCUGCAGAGCUACGGGUGACUGUAGAGGACUUAGAGGGUGCUGUGAUGGACUUACAAUCAGACAAUGAACAAGUGGGACAAGAAACAAAGUAUUGUGUGACAGAGAUUGGAAGACAGCAAGGUAUUGAUGAGGAGGAAGGUAGUGAUAUUGUUGGUGCGCUGCAUGCAGAAAAAGCCGUCCUAGAAAGUACUAUUGUUGGGCUGGAACAUAAGGUGCAGGAUCUACAGGAGCUCGUCAAUACACUACAGAGUCAGAGAGAAUGGGGCGAGAAUAUGGAGUCUACUGAGGAACAACCCAGUCCAUCAGAAUCAGCAGAGAGCUUAACAGAGAGCGCAGUUCACGAAGCUGAACCUGAAAUAACACCGGAUACUGAAGUGUCGUUAGAAGGAGCAACAAACACGAUUAGUCAAGAACUUCUUCAGCAGCACCUACAAGAUUACCAGCAACAGGUCGAGGAGCUGGAAUUAGCGCAAAGAGACUGGGAAGGAGAAAAAGAAGCUCUUGAAGGCGUGGUGCUGAGUCUUAGGCGGCAAGUAAAAGAAAUGCAAAGCCUGCUGGGAAAUACCUCUUCUGAACAGCAAGAAGAGAUAACAAGAAUACAAAAAGAAAAUUCUCAGAUUAUGUCGGAGAAAGAGCGUAUUCUUGAAGCAUGGAAAUCUAUAGAGGAAGAUUUAGUUUCUUUUGAAAUAAGUAGUCCCCGCCUAGAAAAUGAUACCAAGAUCAAUGAAGAACGAAUGGAUGAACUGCGGUCUGAUCUUUGUAAAUGGGCAGUUAGCAAAACAAGAGUAAACUCGCUUAACAGGAACGAUAUGGAGCAAGUCAGCACCGAAGACAGUAUGAACCAAGGCUCCCAGACCGAUGAAGGCUUUCAACUCUAUUUAAAUAAGCUUCAAGAACUAGAGAAAGAUAAUUCUCUGUUACGAGAGGAAACCGAACGACUUAUUCAAGAAAUUGAGGCGAAAACUUCAACCGUCUCUGACGUCCAAAAUGAACUGCAAAUAAAAAGUGUGGAAAUUGAAAGCAUCUUGAAUGAAAAACAUGACUUAGUGGUAAUGAUUAACGAACGAGAUGAAAGAAUAUGUGAAUUGGAAGAGAGUUUUAAUGCUCAUCUACUGGAGUUAACCACUUCUAAGGAUAAUGAGAUAAGUUUGCUUCAAAGCGGCCAAGAAGAUGUGGUCAAACUUCUGGAGGAAAACAGACAGGAGUGUAGUUUGUUGAAAACAAAAAACAAUGAGUUGCUGGAUGUGAUGGGAAAGAAUCAACGAACCUGUGACGAACUUGACGAAAAGAACCAGAAUUUGGUAACCCAGUUAUCUGAAAUUGAAAAACAUCUUGAAAGGUUGAAGGGAGAAAAGGUCAAAUUGGAAACAACGAUUCAAGAUAAGGAACAAGCGAACGCAAGACUUACCGCUGAAAACAACAGUUUGUUGAUGGAAAAAGAAGUGCUGCAAAGUUUGGUUGAAGAGUACGAAAACAAAGUGAAAGUCUUGCGUAACCAAACCACUGAAAUGUCCAGGCUGGAAGGACAAAUUGAGCUACUGAACCAACAAGUUCAAAUUAACGAGAAACGAUGCAAGGAUCUAGAGACACAGAACCUAACCCUGUCACAAGAAAAGACCAAUCUUGAGCUCGAGCUGCAACAGAGAAGUUCUGAGUUGGAUAAUUCUGUUUUUGAACUCAAAGAAAAGUUUUCUGAGAUUGAAAUACUAAAGGUGGAAAAGACCAAGCUUAGCGAUACUGUUCAGAAUCAUUUAUCGGUAUGUAAUGACUUGGAACAAAAACUCACCGAAAGCGGGAGGGAAAAAGAAGAGGUGAGCAACUUAUUAGGUAUGAAGGACUUGCAGGUUGAUAAACUAGAGCUUGACCUGAGAGAGAAAGGAGCUGAGAUAGAUCUGCUAAGGCUGGAAAUGGCAAAAGUGACAAAAGCAUUGAAGGAGAAGGAACAAUUGAUUCACGCUCAAGUUGUGAAUGCUUCUAGUUCGGAUGAUGUUCAGUAUCAUCAAGCACAAUUAUUGAGAUUGUUAGACGAAAAGGAUCAAGAAAUAGCAGCUCUUAAACAGAAAGAUGCUUCAUUGGUAGAGCUUGUGAGUAGGACUGACCAGUCUACACAUAGAGCGCAGGAAGCUUAUGAAGGCAAAUUACAACAACUGAGGGAGGAGAGGGAUAGGCUGUUAGCGGAUUUGAGCCUGCGGGAUGAGGAGUUAUUGAAUGCAGAGGACAGAUUAGAGGCCAUGAGAGAGAAGGUGCAAGGGAAGGACCAAGCCUCUCAUUUACUUCAUACUGAGCAUGCGCGACUGCUUGCUUUGAACGAGUCUCAAGCUAAUGAGAUGGGAAAACUGAGAGAAAAACACUCUUCAUUACAGAAACUACUUGAGGAACGCAACAAGAGCAAAAGUGCCGAAGAACAAAAAUUACAGCAAGAAAAUUCCCAGUUGAGACGACAAAUAAAUUCUCUUCAAGUUGAGCACGAAACUUUAACUACGCUUAUACACGAGAAGGACAAACAAAUUGCUACCCUUGCUCAGCUGGGAAGUUAUAGCACUCCCGACCCCUCCCUGCAUGAGGUAGAUGUGCAGGUUAAAAUACUUAGAGAGGAAAGAGAUGUGUUACUGAAGGAAAGAAACUCAGUCAUGAGAGACAAGGAGAUGAAAGAUAAAGAAAUUUACCAAUUGCAGGAGGAAAUCGGGUCUCUUAGACAAAUGAUUCAAGAGAAAAGUGAUUUAACUGCCAAAUUAUCGGCUGAAAAUGAAGAGCUCUGUAAACAGCUCGGCAGUCUUAAGUCACAAGUGAACACAUUGUCUUCGGACAAAGCUAAUAUAGUUAGAAAUGACAACAGAAUCAAAGAGUUAGAAGAUGAAAUCACUUCUUUCAAGCGCACUAUAGAGAGCAAGGACAAUGAACUGAAGCAGCUUUUAGAAAAUAGUCGAAAUGAAAAAAGUAUAAUAUUGGUAGAACUUGACAAUAUCAAAACUGAAAGAGACGAUAUUUUAGAAGAAAAAGAUAUCGAAAAUAGAGAGCUAAAGAAGAAAAUUUCACAGCUGGUGAAUUUAAUGACGGACUCAGAGUCCGGGGAAAGUGAAAAUGUCGAUGAUAUUGACAGGAACUUUCAAAAAUUGUUUCAGUCAGUUAAAAACCGGAGAAAUAAUGUUCUUCGACAGCGAGACAACGAAAUUCAGACUUUACGUGAACAGCUGUCAAAUGUAACGCUACUAAAUAAAGCUGUUGAAGAUCGAGACUCCGGUUUAGAAGAAGUGCUCCGUGAAAAAGAAGAGCUAAAUCGCUUGUUAUUUCAAGCACGCCAUGAAAAGGAAGACGUCUUACUCGAGAAGGAGUCCAUAGUCGCAGAUUUGCAAGAUCAGAUUGUUAGCCUCAGUAAGGCAGUCAGUGAAAAAGAGCGCUCCUCGUAUCAGGAUUUGCAGCGUGUUAUCCAGGAAAAGGAGCGAAUUGUAAAGGAACUUGAUCAAGCACAGCUACGCACAGAGGAAAUAAACAUUGCCAGCUCUCAAUGGCAGGCUGAGGUAAGCAGGCUACAAGCGGAGCUACAGGAGAUGACAGGAACUGUGUCCCAGCAACGUGAAAGCAUCAGCAGUCUAUACAACGAUGUUGAACAGCACAAGUUGGCAAUACAGGAAAAAGAAAGGAUUGUUAAGGAGCUAGUGAUGGAAAGAGAACAGCUGGUCAGAACAUCAGAGCAGCUUCGUAGCCGGGUACAGCAGCUGCAGGAGGAACUGUCUGCUGCAAACAGUGGGCAGAAAGUGGCGGAGACUAAGAUGGAACAGGAAUUAGAGAGGCUUAGGAAUCACCUUGUACAGGUAUCAAAUCUGAAAUCAAUUUACGGUUGCCAAAUUACUGAAUUAGAUAACAUCGAAUUGUUUGUUUAAGAGUUCUGUAUGCCUCCCGUCGAAAAACUCCUUUUUAUGAAAACAACUUCUACUAGUGAUCAAUAUUACUGUUCUGUUCCAUGAGCUUAGGCGUGAAAAUCAUGCGUUUGGAGAGAAUCUAAAACUAGUAACAGCUGAUGCUUUUCAAAUGGAUUAAGUAUAUUGCCAAGCAUGAGGAAAAUUCGGAAUUGCUGAACAUAUUAAUAUGGCGUCUCUAGGUUGAAGAAAGCUACACGCGUGAGGCCCUCGAGGCAGAGGAACGAGAAAAAGAACUAAGGAUGAAACUAGCGCGCGCAGAAGAACAACUGCUGUCCAGUUCCUACUCUAUGCAGGACAGAGAGUAAGUGAUUCUUUGCUUUUUUUUUUUCAAUAAUCAACGACCUAAUUAUAUGGAAGGGCCUUCAAACCCUUGAACUCAAGACAAAUAAAGUACGUAACUAGUGCUUUCAGCUGAAUGCCGUAUCUAUAUGCUAAGAGGUUGUUGUGGUGUCAAUUGUAGUCGUCAAGCCUCAGCGCAGAUUGAAAACCUUCAGGAACAACUCCGGAGCAUCGCAGCUCAACGUGACCGAGCAGUCCUGGAUUUAGCUUCAUCCCAAGAGCAGGCGGACCAGUACCAGACUUCUCUCAACAAUCUGCAGCUUGUUCUCGAGCAGUUUCAGCGAGGUGGGUUUGAUAAAAAACUCUCUUUGCUGACGUUAUUAUGUUUACCAUUGAUCAGUCACAUACUUCGCUGGUGUUGAUCUGGAUGAUGUUAAUUUCAGAGCGUGAAUCACAGCUGAAAGUCGCUCAGGAACAAGCACAGAGAGAAGUAAUCAAGGCCUGGGACCAAGUUAGAGAACUACAACGGAGGGAAAAUCAGCUGAAGGUUAGUGAAGUGAACGCGAUAUAAACAAAGCUUGAAACAUUUACUUAAUAGUUGUACCUUGUGGUUUUACCUUUAGAGCCAACUUGAAAUGGCUGCUCGUGUAACACAAGAGUUAGUGAACAUGCGAGGCCAGCUUCAGGGUAAAGAAGAAGAACUACUUAAACAUAAACAAGAAGGUAGGGCCACUAAUUUAAUUAAUUAUACAUUGUACUCAAGAUCUGUCUUCUCAUUGGCUAAGAGAGUACAGUUAAUUUUGGAAAUCAGUGCAACUUACAGAUUAGUUAGUUAUCUGCCAGCAGAUUACUGACUUAUCUGUAGGUUGCGCGCAAUGCAUGAUUUCCAAGAACAUUGUCAAUCUGUUUUCCGUGCAAACAUACUCAUAAGCAGUCUCCUCUAUUAACUAUUGUGCGAAGGCGUGUUGGUCGUUAUUUUCUAACAAACAAUGUAUAAUAUAACAAUUAUUGCAUUCGGUUUUUGUGAUAUCCGGAGCCAUCAAAGUCUCGGUAAUUGUUACUAGCCACGGCCAUAAAUUUCCGUAAAUCACAAAAACCGAAUCGUUAUUGUUUAUCAUUUUUGAUUGUUCAAGUACAUCAUACCGGUUUUGUUCGUCAGUAGCUUCGUAGUUUUGUUGUCUUUUAGUAACACAAGCCAUUUUCCUCCUCAGGAAAAAUCCUGCAAAGUGUAGAACAGUUAACAGAUAAAGCCCUUUUAGCGGCUCGAAAAUCAUAAGAUUCGGCUGGGGCUGCGAUAUUCUCCUACAACGACGAGUUAAGGAAAGUGUCUCCACUUGAGACUUGUCUGGAAUUAAGAAAACCAUCUUUUGCCCUUUUAUGGAGUUUUGGAGGGAAAUGGCUUCAUUGUUAGAUGUCAUGUCAUCAUUUUUUGUCGCGGCAUCAUUAAAAUGAGUUUUUUAUUUAGAAACAUUUAUGUGACUUAUUUAUCGGAUGUAAGUAUGUGUUGGGAUAAGUAAAAGUAACAUGGUGGUUGCGUUCUUGUUAGUUGCCCGGCUAGACGAAGAGUUACGAAUCAGUCAGGAGCGAAUCAAGAACCUCAACAGCAUAUCAGACAGCAAAGUUGAAAAGUAAGUCCAUCUAAAUGGUUAAUUGAAGUCACUUUGAUGUCCACGAAAGGUUGUCAACUUAAACUUCAUGUUAGGCCAAAAUUUACAAAUAGCUUCUCUUCUAGGAAUAUAUUCCUCGAGCUGAGGAAAUCUUCUAGGCCUUUGCUCAGGGACCCAGUGUUUUGAACCCUAAAAAAGGUCUUAAAGAAAACAUUCUCAAACGUGGGUGAAAAUUCUCAGCCUGGGAUAAGGCGCGCUAACCUGUUUGGUAAGCGGGACCCAGAGCUCCAUGGUUCUAUUUACAAUUUACGUCACGCGUAGGUGUGGUAAUGGACUUAAAUUAUAGGGUCAGAUCGCGGUGUUUUAGUUAAUUACAAUCCUUACACCUCAGACUGAGAAACAAUUCUUAUUGCCAAAAUCAUAGUCCAGAAACAAACGAAAAAGAAAGGAAAAAAAACCAAGUGGUGGGCAAAAGAGAGUAUUGAAUACAGAACUUGGUAAUAAACGGAAGAAUCGGCCGUGACCUGCCAAGAUUGGACACUCCCAAAUUAUACUCAUGCCCAGGGUGAGUUAGUCUGUGGGGACUCUGUUUCAUGAAUGUUGAUAUUGUGUAGCCUCACUCGUUUGGUUUGCUUUUGUUUUAAGAUCUCUUGUGAAAAACAUGUUGAUAACAUAUUUCAAUACAACUGAAAGCAAACGAGCUGAUGUAGUUCGAGUUAUUGGAAGUUUGCUUGGCUUCACCCAUGAAGAACUGGAGAAGGUAUGUCUAUAAACAAAACGAUUUAAGUAGUGAAGUGAGGGCUGGAUAUGUGUCACGUUGGUCCUUGAAUAACCCCUUACGGGUCUUGAACAUUUUAUCGUUUGGAAUUUCCAUGUAUAAAUCCUUCUGUUAGAACUCUGAUGUGUUUCAAGCCGUAAGCUCAGUAGAUUCCCAUUUUUGAGAAGCAAAAUAAUCUGCAGGGUUGAAUGAUUACUUAUAACCUUGCAUUUAGUACCAUUUAAUUGGCUUAUUUGUAAACGCGUUAAGGCGAAUAACUCACGUGAUAAUGUUGCUGUCAGGUGGGUACAGGAUCGUCUGCUCCUAAAGGAUCAUGGAUCUCCAGUUUAAACCCGUUUGGUGCACCCAAGACUCCCACAAGAACUACAGCGGAAAUAGGGAAGGUAAUCUUGACUUAGACAAGGCAGUCUUCAAGACAAUUUUUUUAAUCCCUGAUUGAAAUUCUUGUCUUUUUUAUUUUAGUCGUUUUCAGAGCUGUUUGUAAGUUUCCUUGAGAGCGAAUCGGAAGCGAUGCUGCCCGUGGGUCAAGGAAGCAGACUGAGUAACAUAAACAAUCCUCUUCUGUCAGGCUUGUCACCACAACAAUCUGCUGCUACUCACCAUAGACUACCGUCGGGUCCCACAGGGCAGCCUAUAGCUACUUCAACUCCUGUGGGUACCCCUGCUAGGAGUAACAUGCCUUCCUUGCCUCCGUCUUCUAUUUCACGACCUCUGUCCGGAUCAACGUUAAGUGCAACAGAUGGAUCAACUAGGUACGUUUAACAGACAGUGCCCCAAAACGUCCAAUCUAGUGUACCUCAUUAUUCACCUUCAUGCCUUUUUUGAGUUUACAUCGUUCACACUGCACGACUUGUGUUACAGUGGCAUUGUUUUGCUUAGAACCCACAAUCAACAGUUGUUAGGUCUAUGUAAACGUGGCGGAAAGAGAAAUAAUUGGCAAUGAACCAAUCGUUUAUAUUUACGUUGCAUAUCACGAAGUGUGACAUAGCUUGUAGUUUUUACUUGUAUCUUGAUCGUUUAGUCUUUUUGAGAUCGUCGUAACUUUUUUAUUAUUUUAUCAGUUUAGUGAGUGAAGACCUCUGUAAAAACCAAGUAAUGUGACUGGAGCUUCCUCAGGCUAUAAAGAUUAUCAUUAUUGUAAUACUGAGAUGCAAUCCGCUGCGUUAAGCAAUGCAUGUGCUCUGAGAUUCAUUUAACUGUAGUUUUUUAUAAGCCUGAAAAUCAAAGUUUUGUUUAACUCGCUGAUAAUCGUUUCCCAGCAGAGCCAAUAUUCCCAGCACCAAUGGUAACCCUUUAUUGGUGGGUUCACUCACUCCAGUACAACAACUACCAGCUAUAACCAGCUCCAAUUCAUUACGGACAUUACUUGAAGGACAUACAUGA